Molecule: messenger RNA, 885 nt
Organism: Adineta ricciae
Lineage: Eukaryota; Metazoa; Rotifera; Eurotatoria; Adinetida; Adinetidae
Source: the annotation of a GenBank genome assembly
AUGCUCUCGAGAAUUGUUUCUCGAGCGGUAUUACAAACUGUAUUCGUUCGAUCGACGAUUCCGCAUCGAUUUCAAAGUUCGACGUCCAAUUCUGGGACAGUUGGUUCCGAAACCUCAGAUGAAAGCGAAAGUUUUCUACAUAAUCGCAACAUCGCUCAGGCAAUAGCUGAUGAAGAAGCUAUCGAUACUAUUGAACAGGCGACAAGUAACCGUGCAGAAAUGAUUAGUCAAGCAAUGAAAAACUACCUUACGAAAUCCAGAGAAAAACAAAAAGUUUUGGAUGAAAAGAUUCAUGAAUACGAAAUUGGACGAAGACAUCUUGCUAAGAUCAUGGGUGAAGAUCCAGAAAGUUUCACUCAAGACAAAAUCGAUGAAGCAGUGAAUUAUCUUCUUCCAUCCGGUCUACUCGAUGAACGUGCAAGACCAAAGAUGAGACCACCAGAAGAAAUGUAUCCAAAAGAAAAAGCUGUUCAAUUCGAUAAAGCUGGUCGACCAUAUCAUUUUCUAUAUUACACAGCCAAACACAAUUAUUACGAUGUUUUACAUGCCGUCGCUAAUAAAAUGGAAGAAUUGAAGAAAGCGGAAGUUGCAAUGUUCGCAUCAGGCCGAGAACCAGAUUACAGUCUCAACGAUGAAUUUAACUAUACUCAAUGGGAAAAGAAAGAAGUGUUCGAGCAGCGAUUUUUGGAAAAGCUCGAUGAUGAACAAUACAAAACAUUAAUUAUUUGUUUAAAUCGUCUAGUAAAACAUCCAUUAGCGUAUACAAUGAAGGAAUAUAUCAAUUCAUUUCGAACAAAGUUAGCCGAUUCAAUAAGUAAACAAGAAAUUGAACCGUUACGAUACGAUGUCGAUGGUCGACCUUAUCAAAUAGCUAGUGGUGAGUAA